Saccostrea echinata is the source of this 408-nucleotide messenger RNA. RefSeq lists its product as uncharacterized. Bases 1 to 408 code for a protein of 135 amino acids. The record is from RefSeq and is a predicted model, not a curated record. The transcript has a single exon. NCBI's taxonomy places the organism in Eukaryota, Metazoa, Mollusca, Bivalvia, Ostreida, Ostreidae.
AUGGACAGUGAAAUUGGUAUCGAGUUUGGUUCUUUAAACCUAGAUGCAGUGGACCCAGUAGCUGAUAUUACCGAUCCAAAGGCUGGACCAGUGAAAUCGGAAACCGGUGAUUAUGGUGAACGGCUUGGAAAACCGGUGACGGAUGACGAAAUUUCAAAAUUGAUUGCGUCGAACGAGAAUGCUAACACCAAGAAAAAUACCACGUGGGUUCUCAAGGUCUUCGAGGAACGGCGGGAGAAACGUAAUGGUAAUUCCGUUGAUGAAAUACCACUCUUACAUUUAAUGACGACAGAGCAGUUGAAUUUCUACUUGGGGCGCUUUAUUGUGGAAACUCGAAGAAAAAAUGGCAUUUGGUACCCCCCUCGAUCUGUUUGCCUCAUAUCGUGUGGGGUAUUGCGCCACCUCUGA